Daphnia magna is the source of this 597-nucleotide messenger RNA. RefSeq lists its product as uncharacterized. The transcript has a single exon. The record is from RefSeq and is a predicted model, not a curated record. NCBI's taxonomy places the organism in Eukaryota, Metazoa, Arthropoda, Branchiopoda, Diplostraca, Daphniidae. Bases 1 to 597 code for a protein of 198 amino acids.
AUGUCGUUUGACAACCGUCCCGAGACCAUCUUUCCGGAUCCGCCACCGCGACCAUUAAACCGCUCAACACCGUUCGACAACCCUCCCGGGGCCACUUUACCAAAUCCACCACCACGGUCAGCAGACUAUUCCGGCAGUAGCGGGUUCAACUGGUUAUCAACCAUGCUACCCAGGAUCGAGAUAACGCUCUUUAACGGAGACCCGCGUCUGUGGCGCUCUUUUUCAAGAUCCUUUAAAGAGCUCGUUCACGAAGUUUUGCCGUCUGACGCCCAGCGAAUCGUAGCGCUAAAAAACAUGUUGACACCAGACGUGCGACAAAGAUUCGAGACUAUGCUGAGAAACCCCAACAGCUACAAAAGAGUCCUUAACGAGCUGCAUAGCCGAUAUGGAGAUCCGUACCUGAUUGAACGGGCCUACCUGCACAGCCUACAACGUAUUAGGAACUGCAGAGACGGCGACGGGCACGCACUGCGCGACUUGGCCGCCCAAAUACACGACGUUACCUCCGGGCUUCAGGACGAGAAUGCGUCCGACAUCUUCUCUGGUCCCGCUCUUGAGUUAUUCACCGACAAGCUACCCAGCGAUCUCAGAAGUUAA